GGCCAGCGGCGCCGUAGACGUGCGGCACGCUGGCUCGCUCCCUCCCUUCCUCCGGACCUAUCAAGUGAUGCUGUUUGGAAAAAUUUCCCAGCAGUUGUGUGGCUUAAAGAAACCCCCACGGUCAUGUGACUACAGAAACUUUUGGGGCUGGUUGAAUGCAGUGUUUAAUAAAGUAGAUUAUGAACGCAUCAAGGAUGUGGGACCCAAUAGGGCAGCAUCUGAGUGGCUGCUACGCUGUGGGGCCACGGUGCGCUACCAUGGCCAGGAGAGGUGGCAGAAGGACUACAACCACCUCCCAACAGGACCUCUGGACAAAUACAAGAUCCAGGCAAUUGAUGCCACUGAGUCCUGUAUCAUGAGAAUUGGAUUUGAUUAUCUGGAGGGCCUACAGCACGUUGAAAAAAUAAGACUAUGCAAGUGUCAUUAUAUUGAGGAUGACUGUUUGGAGAGACUUGGUAAACUGGAAAAUUUACAAAAAAGCAUACUGGAAAUGGAAAUAAUUUCAUGUGGGAACAUCACAGACAAAGGAAUCAUUGCUUUAUAUCACUUAAGAAACCUCAAGUAUUUGUUGUUAAGUGAUCUUCCUGGAGUAAGAGAAAAAGAAAAUCUUAUCCAAACUUUUAAGACAGCACUGCCUUCUCUGGAACUAAAAUUAGACUUGAAGUAAAAUAAUAAUAUUCAAUAAGUGUCUUCUUUCAAUAUAAAGUAUCAUUUAAAAUUGUUGAUCCUAAAUAGCAGUAAAUAUUACAUAAUCAUCAACAGACCUUAAGGAUGUUGUAUCAUGAUAUUUCAGAAGCAGAGAGUCCAUCAUGUAGAAAAUUAAUAUUCAGACACUGAAGUGACUCACUGAAGUUACUAAGUUGGAAGUAAAAAUCUAUGCACAUUAAGUCAUUUUAAGAAAAAUGGAAAGCAGGUAGCAGUUUAAUUCUGAUAUAUACCUCAUUUUAUAUAAAUAUCUAUGUAGAUAACUUUUGUUGUAGAUGACGACAGAGUUCCUUAAACUGAUUUAGG
Molecule: messenger RNA, 1011 nt
Organism: Enhydra lutris kenyoni (northern sea otter)
Lineage: Eukaryota; Metazoa; Chordata; Mammalia; Carnivora; Mustelidae
Gene: DMAC2L
Product: ATP synthase, H+ transporting, mitochondrial Fo complex subunit s (factor B)
Exons: 5
Coding region: 68-667 (199 amino acids)
Source: RefSeq, a predicted model, not a curated record